This is a messenger RNA of Pleuronectes platessa (European plaice), 471 nucleotides long. RefSeq names its product cilia and flagella associated protein 90 (gene cfap90). NCBI's taxonomy places the organism in Eukaryota, Metazoa, Chordata, Actinopteri, Pleuronectiformes, Pleuronectidae. The record is from RefSeq and is a predicted model, not a curated record. The transcript has 3 exons. Bases 40 to 471 code for a protein of 143 amino acids.
CACACAGACGCCACCUCUGUUUUGUCUCUGAACUUUUACAUGAACUUUGCUGUGAAGAUGGACGUGUCCCUCCAGGCUCAGAGCAAACCUCUGUCCACCCUGUCCGCCUUCAGCUACAUCCCGCCUCGACGAGGACAACCGGAGGACAUGUCCUACUUUCACCAGGAGUCCAAGGUCCCUGAAAUGUCCAUGUAUGACCGAGUGUACCACCAGGCUGAGGGUUACGAUAUGAAACUGCACCGGGACGACAGGAAACACUCUAAAGGAAGAGGACUGGACAUAAACAAGGAGGAGAAGUCCAGAGCCGUGCCGGUGCUCUCCUCUUCAGUAUACGGCCAUCGUCCCGUUCCUGCCCUCGACGAGACGGGCCGUCAGUACGUACGUGUGGCCUGUGUCAGAACCGAGUUCUUCAUGAAAAAUGGGAUUAUCUGGAAUGUGGCGGAGGGAUAUGGAUCAGUGGCCCCCCUCUAA